This is a messenger RNA of Larimichthys crocea (large yellow croaker), 2692 nucleotides long. It is a transcript of the gene gfra3, whose product is annotated as GDNF family receptor alpha 3. Gene Ontology annotation, cellular component: signaling receptor complex; external side of plasma membrane. The record is from RefSeq and is a predicted model, not a curated record. The transcript is spliced from 8 exons. Gene Ontology annotation, molecular function: signaling receptor activity. Bases 190 to 1548 code for a protein of 452 amino acids. Lineage: Eukaryota; Metazoa; Chordata; Actinopteri; Sciaenidae. Gene Ontology annotation, biological process: nervous system development.
UUACUGUCGCAGGCAGAGAACAAAAGGCGGACGGACGCACGGACGGACGGUGUCGGUGCAGUGAAUGUAGCGCCAGGCUGGGUGUCUGUCUGCUGGGCGCACAGCGGUGCUGCUGGACCUGCCGAGAACGCACCAAGUCCCGUCCCACAUCCCCGUUUUAUCCCCACCGGUGUCCCGACCACGACAAAGAUGAUUCUGCUCGGGACUGUGCUUGUUCUUUUCUUCUCAGGUGUGUUGCCAGCCUCAGCACCCAUCUUCCCUUUCCCUCCCUCCCCCACCGACUGCGUUGAAGCUCAUCGUGUGUGCUCCACCGAUCUUCGAUGUGAGGCGUUGUACCGGGGCUUGGAGCUGUGUGCGGCCGACGCAGCGGUGUCCCCGCUCGGGGAGCAGGCGGCUGCCGAGUGCCUGGAGAGACAGGACGCUCUGCUGGCCAAGCACCCGUCACUGUUGUCCUGCAAAUGCCAGCGCGGCUUCCGGAAGGAGGAGCAGUGUCUGCGCAUAUAUUGGAGGGUUCGCCUGCUGCCAGGGGAGGAUGAGCUGGAAAUAUCUCCUUAUGAUGACACAAUAAUGGAUACUCGCAUGGCCUCCUUAGUGGCAGCCUCAUCAUACAUGCAGCUGGAUGGUGAGAACCAAUGCCUGAAGGCAGCACAGGACUGUGGCCUGUAUGAGAAAUGUGGUUCUCUGCGAUCAGAGUAUGUCUUGGCCUGCACCAAACGGGUGACCGGGACCAACCGGUGCAACCAGCACAAGUGCCACCGGGCCCUGCGGCGCUUCCUAGAGAGGGUGCCUGAAGAGUACAGCCUGGGCGUCCUGUUCUGCCCCUGCACCAACGCCCUGUGUGGUGAGAGGCGGAGGAAAACCAUUGUACCCUCCUGCUCCUACCAAGAGAUGGAGGGUCUACAACCUAACUGCCUCCACCAACAGAGCUUCUGCCGCCGAGAUGACCUCUGCAGGUCCAGACUGGCUGAUUUCCUUAAUAACUGCCAGCCAUCUCCUCUGACGGCCACCGGAUGUAUGAAAGACUCAGCAGGCCUGUGCCUCCGAGCCUACGCUGGACUCAUCGGUACCAUCAUGACACCCAACUACAUCAGUAACAGCUCUGCAGACGUGUCGCUGUGGUGUAACUGUGAAGGCAGUGGCAACCAGUGGCAAGAGUGUCUGAGACUGCAGCGCAUGUUCACCCACAACACCUGCCUGCGUAACUCUAUCAGUUGGAUGGGGAGCCCCGGCUCCCUGCCUGCAGACAUCACCCCUUCUGCUCCAAGACCCUCCCCGCUAGUUCAGGAGGGCGAGCUGCUGAGUAACAAUCACCUGCCUGAACACAACAACAACGUGGUGGAGAGCGAGGAAGAGGAGGAGCUGACACAGACAGAGGAGGAGGGUGAUGAAGGUGGCCAGUUUGAUGUCAUCCAACUAUACUCAGAGAGGGCCACCAUCUCCAACCUGGGCUCCACCGGCACAGGGGGGGCUGCAUCCUUCACCACCGGUCCUCCUAAACCCAUACUACUGCUCCUUCUGCUCCUGUCUGCCUCCCUUAGCUGGGGGUAGAACAGAGGAUAUAAAGAAGCACGCGCGCACACACACACACACAGACGCACAUACAUGCACAUGCACACACUCACAUAUAAUGGACCUACAAUACUGGACUGAUGGCUAUACAGUUCUAGGAAGCAUAGUGAAGAAAUGGACUUCACAUUUGUCUGUAGCAUCCCCUUGAUUCCUCACUUCUGUCCUUGCUUCCUUCCUUUUCUCCACUGAAAAUGGCACUUUGUUGAACAUGGUCUGACUGCAGCUGCGGUGGUGUAUUCAUGUCCUGAGAGCACAGUAGCCCUAUAAUGGCAAGAUGUUCAUAUGCUGUCAUCAACCAGUGAGCAUUAUGUAGCUAUUCCUGUCACAAAGCCCAGAAAGAUUCUGUUAGCUUGCUCGAUUGUAAGUGCACAGAUAUUACAAGACCAAGAUGUGCUAGCGUGCUAAAAUGUCCAAAUUUUGAACCCUCAGCAGCACAUAUUAAUUUCUGACAGCUCUCAUUUGGCAGAAAGAAACAACCAAGUGUCCACAUUCAACAAAAAUAAUAAUUCAACUCAAUACAACAAUGUAAAAGUGAGCUACAGUGUUUACACAGUUAAUGUCUGGUUCAAUUUGUCAGCAAAUGCUACAAAUAUGUACCAAAAUAAAAGUAGCCAACCUUCUAGGCUAUAUUUGAUUAUUUAUGUGGUGUAAUGCUCGGCUAACAGAUGAGGUAAUACAGUGUGAACUCUCUAAAUCAUACCAAUGAGACACAUUCCUAUUCUUACCACUCUGUGUAGCACACGGUCCACUAAUCACAUUAUCGAAGCGUACUUUACCAUGCUAAUGAAUUGAUGUGCUAAUGAACAUAGCAUGUUAGGCUGCUAACAUGUUAUUAAAAGUGGUAAUGUUAGCAUUUUAGGCCGAUAGCACACAAACACAACAAUAAUGACGUUGCAUACUGUGGGAAUUUCAGUUUGAAUUGAGUUUAUUCAUAAACUGAGCCAUACUUUCUGUGUAGAAGGUGCUCAGUUAAACAAAUGGACAAUCCCACGUUGACUAAAAGGUAACUAACUAUCAGCUUUGCUGGUGACCUGCAGCAAACUGUUUAAUUUGGCUUGUACAACACUGUAAAAGUAAAAAUAAAUAAACAGUUGUUUUUAUGGUAAAUGACUGGCAGCUGUGG